AGUGUCGUUUGUUUACCGCGUGUGGGAUUUUGUGAUAUGUUGUGAUAGCCUUUGUUGAUGUUAUUGUGAUUGAAAAUGACUAAAAUCAAACCAAAGAAAGUUACUAUAGCAAAUCCCGCAGCAGCGUCUAGCCCCCCGCCAGUAGCAAAUCUCAGCACGUUCAAUUUAUGUAAAUUAAUAAAGUUAUUAAACAGAAAAAAAUUAUUGGCCCUCAAAUGGUUUCAGAGAAUAGGCAUGCUGAACAGAGAAACAGCGUGCGAUAAUUGCGGCAGGCCGAUGACACUGGUUCACCGACAAAAUUGCACCGGCUCCAGAGCUGACAAGUAUGAGUGGGAGUGCAAUAAAUGUCGAAUGUGUACCAAGUCCCUAAGAAAUGGCACUGUUUUCCAAUCUAGUAAAUUGUCACUUCAGAAAAUUACGAUUCUGAUGUAUUUUUGGGCACAUGAUUUUCCACCAUGCGUUGCUCAGAGAGAACUUUCGAUUACUGUGCGUACUGUUAAUAAGUGGUAUCUAUUGUGUCAGGAGGCCUGCAUGGAUGCGCUGAUCAGAAAUACUUCUAAGCUUGGAGGAGAAGGACGCAACCUAGAAGUUGUAGAGGGCAAACUUGGGAAGAGGGCAGUAGAUAAUUACAGGACCCCAGCAGAGCACCCUGUCAUUGGCGUUAUUGAUGUUGACAAUGGUAGCUGCUUUUUGCAGGUAGUGAUAGGUAACACAAAAGCUACACUGAUAACUUUACUGAAAGAGAGGAUUGCAAAUGGAACUACACUUCACUCAAAAUGCUGGAGGCUUCGUGAAUGCUAUAGUGACGAUAAAUUCUGUAAAGUUGUCAAGAAUCAUAAACUUACUCUCAGUAAUGAAGUGGGAAACACCUUUCAAAAACUUCAUGCUAAAGCGUGUAAAUCAGGAGAUAAUGUGGGCACAGAAUUGUCAUUUGAUCCAUUAUUGUGCGCUGCCAUUUACAAGAAUGCCAUGAAAAAUGAAGAAUUUUUCUUUGUGAAAUUUCUCGGAGAACUAGGAACCCUAUAUCGUGAUGGAAUUCGAUAUGAGAUGAUGAGCCAGUUGGAGCAUACUGAUUCGGAAGCUGGCACAUCCAGUCAGCAGAGAGAGGCUGUAAAUGUCUCUGAGAAGAUGGAAUGGACAUCAACUGUUGGUUCCCCUUGCUUUAGAUGUCGAUCUAAACAAUACACUAAUUCAGAAGUACAGGCUACCGCGUCAGACGAGAUCACUGUCUGUGAGGAGACUGACGAGGCUCAAAACGUCUCCGUUUCGCAGCAAAAUGUCCGCAGAUCGGGUUGUCUUCCCGAAGGAAAUAGUUCCACAACAGAUGAUAUUAUUAUGUUGGAGGACACCUGUAAGUCAGUAAGUAGCAUUAUGGUAGAGAAGUCUGCUGAUGGGCCAGGGUACAUUUGUCACUUGGGAGGCAGUGUUUGUGAUUUUGUGAUGGAGCCAGUGGAACUCGAGACAGUGGCAGAUCACAGUGGCUUGGAGAGAAGUGCAACCACUUCAGGUCUCGUUUCUGAAGGUGUCUGUGCUGAAGAAAAUGUGCUACUCACAUUAGAGGAUCACAACCAGAUGCCGAAUAGUAGUGUGAGAGAGAAGAGUAAGCAAGUUUCAAAGCAGUCUUCCAAAGUGGUGAACUGCACAGCAAACAAUGUGGUCUUACUGGAGGGGGACGGUAACCUACAAAAUGACGUACCAGUGGAAGAAGAUGGGUGCAUGUCGGGAAGUCACGAUGUGAUAGAUAUUGGAGGAGAUGAGCUGAAUGAGAUCCGCACAGAUGCAGACAUGGAGGAUGACCGAGAACCAGAAGCGAACACAAAUGUAGAACAUAUUAAUGAAAUAGACAUCAGUAUGGAGGAGCAGAAAGAUGUGUGUGAUAAGGUAAAUGAGGGACAAACAGUUGAGACAAGUGUCGACGAAGGAGAGGUAACGACCUGUGAGGAGGAGGAGGACGUUCGAGGACAUGUUGGUGUAACAGGUGAUGGAGAUUCAGAAAAAGCAGUACAUGGGUUGCAUGAUGAGGAUUCAGAUACUGACACGUACGAGCAAAAAGAUGCAAACACAGGCACGAAUGUGACUGCCAAGAGACAAUCUCGUAUAGUUUUUAAAAUUAGAGCGAAGAAAAAGGUAGUUCCUUUAAAAAUGAUUCUGCCUGCCGGAUGGAGCACAGAUGUGGAUUCUGAUGUAAAUGGUGAUGGUGUUGGUGAUGAUGAAGAUAUUGCAAAUGCAGAUGAGAAGAGAGAAGCAGAUUCUGAUCUUGUAAAUAUUGAUGAUGCAGAUGAAAAUUCAAAUGAGUGCGCAGGUAAAGGCAGUAAAGCAAAUGCAACUGCAGCCAAGAGGAGAGAAACAGAUUCUGAUCUGACAAAUAUUGAUGAUGUAGAGGAUAAUUCAGAUGAGUGCACUGUUGAAGGCAGUAAAACAAAUGCAUCUCCAGACAGAAAGAGGGAUGCAACUUCUGGCCCAGUAAAAAAUGUUAACCCAGAAAUUAAAGCGAGUGAGCGAACAGUAAAAGGCAGGAAAACAAAUGUGACUCCUACUAGGAAAAGAGAAGCAGCCUCUGAUCUGGUAAAUAUUGACUCUGUAGAAGAUAAUGCUGAUGGACACACAGUAAAACGCAGUAAAACAAAUGAAACUGCCAGUAGGAAGAAGGAUGCAACACCUGAUCUGGUAAAUAUUGAUGAUGCAGGAGAUAAAACAAAUGAAAGCACAGUAAAACUCAGUAAAACAAUUGCAGGUAAGAAGAGAGAUUCAGCUUCUGACCUGAUCGAUACUGAAGAUACAGAAGGUAAUGCAAAUGAAAGCACAGUAAAACGUAGUAAAACAGCUGCUGGUAACAAGAGAGAUUCAACCUCCAAUCUGGUGGAUAUAGAUGAUGCAGAAGUUGAUGCAAAUGAAAGCACAGUAAAAUGCAGUAAAAAAACUGUGGAUAAGAAGAGAGAUUCAGCUUCUGACCUUGUGGACAUUGAUGAUGUACAAGAUAAUUCAAAUGAAAGCACAGUAAAAUCCAGUAAAACAGAUGCCGGUAAGAAGAGAGAUUCAGCUUCUGAUUUGGUGGAUAUUGACGAUGCAGAAAGUAAUGUAAAUGAAAGCUCAGUAAACCACAGUAAAACAACUGCUGGUAAGAAGAGAGAUUCAGCUUCUAACCUGGUGGAUAUUGACGAUGCAGAAGGCAAUACAAAUGAAUGCACAGUGAAAUGCAGUAAAACGACUGCAAAUGCUGAUAAGAAGGAAGAGGGGGGUUCUGCUGUGGUGAUUAUUGACGGUAAUGAAAAUGAACGAACAGAAGUUCUCAGUAAAAGGAAUCCAACUGGUAAGAGGAACAAUGACGUAGCUUCCACUGUGGUAAAUAUUGACGAUGUGGAUGACAGUUCAGAUGAGCAAAAGGAUGUUAUCAGUAAAAGGAAUGCAACUAGUAAGAGGAACAGUGAUAUGGAAUCCAAUGUGGUAAAUAUUGAUGAUGUGGAUGACAGUUCAGAUGAGCAAAAGGAUGUUCUCAGUAGAAGGAAUGCAACUGGUAAGAGAAAUAGUGAUGCAGAAUCUGAUGUGGUAAACAUUGAAGAUGUGGACGAUAAUGCUGGCAAGUGCGAAGGAAGUCCCAAGAAUGCGAAUCCAGUGGCCCGGAAAGAGUCUGCUAUAUUUACAGAUGUCAUAGAUGUCGACGAAGGAGACAGCGAUGUUGAAUUAAUUGAAACAGAAGCUCAAUCGGGACCUGAUGUGAUGGUUGUCUGUGAACAAAAAAGGAAGGUUUUCCCCAAAGAAGAGUCACAACGACACGAACGGAGGCUGCUUGUUGACGACGUUCCAUGCAGCCUACCAAAAUCAGUUCUCAGAACAUAUUUUGGAAAAUUUGGAAGGGUAGAGCAAAUAAAAAUACUACCAAUGCCCUCCAGGAGAUCACAGCGAUAUGCUGUAAUGGAAUUCAAUACGAAACAAGCAGUGGAUGCCAUCCAAGCAGCCCGACCACAUGUGGUGGAGUCUGGAGUCGAGUUUGUUACUUACCGUGGCAGUUCAAGAGAUGUUGACACUUCGUUAAACACAAGACUGAAGGACAGGAUCAUAGUGAAAGUACAAAAAGAUAAUGGGAAGUUAACUACAGAUGACAUACAGCAGUAUUUUGCAACCUACGGCCAUGUAUAUCACAUAGAACGAGUGAUGCUUACUGGAGUAGAGAGCGGGUCUUCCACGUACGUAGUCAGCUUCGAGGACUACGACUGUGCCGACGUGGCUUGCUUAAACAGUCCACAUACUAUCAAAGGUGUGGAGAACAUAACCUGUGAAAAGAUGGAAGACGAUGAACUCCUCUUGUCGGGGACAGAGAUGGACCCCAUUUGCAUCGAGUACGAUAGCGAUGUGGAGGAGGUUCCAGUCGACGACCCAAAGACGGAGCCAUCUUUUACACGGCAGAGUGAGGAGCUGAAAAGCCUGGACGAACCAUCCACAAGUGGCUUACAGUCCAGUGGAGGGAAGCGACUGUCGGGUGAAGGGGCCGAUGUGUCUCGCAAGAAGUUUUGUGGCUACAAUACAUUCGAGAGGAACGUACGCACACCCCAGAAUACUACAAUGGCGAAUCCGAUUCCGAGUGUUUCACACUUACCGGGAACACGGACGCCCACAGUUACGAACGGUAGGAUCGGAUUGUACACGCCACAGGGCGGUAGCAAUAGCGGCGGCCAAGGUAGCGGCACGAAUUCGUGGCACACGCAGGGAGCGCCGGGCAGGCCGUUCUACAGAAACCCGGCCGCGACGGCGGGCUCGCCGCCGCGGUGA
Schistocerca americana (American grasshopper) is the source of this 4767-nucleotide messenger RNA. Its product is annotated as serine-aspartate repeat-containing protein I-like. The record is from RefSeq and is a predicted model, not a curated record. NCBI's taxonomy places the organism in Eukaryota, Metazoa, Arthropoda, Insecta, Orthoptera, Acrididae. Bases 76 to 4767 code for a protein of 1563 amino acids. The transcript has 10 exons. Gene Ontology annotation, molecular function: RNA binding.